This is a messenger RNA of Lathyrus sativus (Indian pea), 822 nucleotides long. Lineage: Eukaryota; Viridiplantae; Streptophyta; Magnoliopsida; Fabales; Fabaceae. The record is from the annotation of a GenBank genome assembly.
AUGGCGAACAGUGAGAGCAGAAGCAGAAGCUCAAGAUGGACUCUCAAGGGAACCACAGCUCUAGUUACUGGCGGAACUCGUGGAAUCGGACAUGCUGUGGUGGAAGAACUAGCUGAGUUUGGUGCCUCAGUGUACACUUGUUCUAGGAACCAAGAAGAGCUUAAUAAAUGCUUAAACGAGUGGAAAGAGAAAGGCUUUUCAGUUCAUGGAUCGGUUUGCGAUGUGACUUCUUCUUCUCAUAGAGAGGAGCUUCUUCGAAAAGUGGCUUCUGUCUUUAACGGCAACCUCAACAUACUUGUAAACAAUGUUGGAACAAAUGUGAGGAAGCCAACAAUUGAGUAUACAACCGAAGAUUAUUCAAACUUACUGUCAAUUAACUUGGAUUCUGCAUAUCAUCUAAGCAAACUGGCACAUCCUCUUCUUAAACAAUCUGGAAAUGGAAGCAUUGUGUUCAUUUCCUCUGUUGCAGCUCUCACAAGUGUAGGUUCAGGAACCAUCUAUGCAGCAUGUAAAGCUGCAAUCAAUCAGUUGAGCAAAGGUCUUGCUUGUGAAUGGGCCAAAGACAAUAUAAGAAUCAACUGUGUUGCACCUUGGUAUACAAAAACGCCACUUAAUGAUUAUUUAUAUGCUAACAAAGAGUUUGUGAAUGAAGUACUAUCUCGAACGCCGAUAAAACGCAUAGCAGAAACACAUGAAGUGUCUUCUUUGGUGGCUUUCCUUUGCCUGCCUGCUGCUUCCUACAUCACAGGACAGAUUGUUUCUGUUGAUGGAGGAUUUACUGCUAAUGGAUUUCAACCCAGCAUGAUCAUUAGAAGUGAUUAA